Heterotrigona itama is the source of this 2160-nucleotide messenger RNA. The record is from the annotation of a GenBank genome assembly. Lineage: Eukaryota; Metazoa; Arthropoda; Insecta; Hymenoptera; Apidae.
AUGUACAAGGUAUUCUGAAAGCCAUAUAAAAUGAAAGUUAAACUGCAUGGAUGCUUAAAUAAAGGAGAAGAAGAGGCUCGGGAAAGAAGUGACAUCUUCCAUCCUGAACCAUAAACGCGUAAAGAGAGAAGGGCAGAGAAGAGAGAAAAAAAGAAGAAGAAAUGGCGAAAGAGAAAGGACUUGGGUCCAGUUUCAGAGAGAGGAGAAAGAAGCAAGAACCUUGCGCGGUGACCUUGACUGCGCGAGUUCCGCAUUGCUGGAGCGCGAAGGGUCUUCCGAAGGGAAGAAGGGCGAAGGAGAGAGGUCGACCUUCAACUUGAUCGUGACCGCUCCGGGACACACAGCUUUUUCGUGUUUCUUGCAGGGACUCGGUCAGGAUGUUCUCAUGGGGACCAAAGAAGAAGAAUGGGGCAACGCGUUGAACGUGCGUGACAAAUCGUCGAUGGGAGUGGUGUUGAGGGAUCGUUUGAUGACGGAUGCCGCCCUCGGUGGUCCACGGCCGAUCAAGUCCGAGCACAAUUACAGCCUGUUGACGUCGAGCCCUCCACCGAGCCCCGCGACACCUGGUGCCAACCCCCAUACACCUAAUUCCGGGUCGUCCGUCGAUAGGGUUGACGCAUCUCUCUCUGCUACCAGUUCCUCCAUCGAUCCCACUAACCUAGAUCAUCACAAAUCGUUGGACAUUCGAACCAGAAUCGACGAUAGAUUGCGAGAUGUUGGUUUUACAGACAUGGAAGCGGAGUGUUUCCCAACGAUCUCGAUGAACCACGCGUCGGACAGCGACGAGUUACCAUCGUCGUCGUCCGCGUCGACUACCUCAACGAUUAUCCUGAAGGGAAGGAACAACCUAGUACCUGAAGACGUGGAGUGCAUAGAGAUCAAGGACGAGCCGAUCAGCGCUCCUAGCAGCCCCUCCGAACCCUGUCGAUCGGCCAUGGCCAAUGACAAGACCGCGAUAACCAUGGUGUUCCCUCAGAGUCUUCAUUUCCCCAAGAACCACGUGUCGCAGACGAGCGACAGCGAAGAGGACGACGAGGAAUAUUACGAGGUACUUUCUAUUUUCUUUGUUCAACACUUUUAUUUAAGUAUUAUUACUUUAAUAUUUCUUUAUUUACACGUUCUACGUUACCGUAACCGAAACCUAACCUAAAACUAAAUCUAACCUAAACUUCGUUCUACUCUACAUUCUGUUUUCUUUAGUCAAUAUUUUUAUUUUAAAUGUGCAUUUUAUAAAAACGUUUCCUUCAUAUAAAUGUUUGUGCUCUUCUAUAGUCUGUAAUUUAUUGUUCGAUGCUUCUUCCAUCUUUCUUCUUUCUACUCUCUUCAAUCUAGAAGAAAAGAAGCUUCUUUUGAUUGAUAAGAUGUUAUUAUGUUUCAUCAGAUUCCUUUGGACAAGUAAAUUUGAAGAACGACCUAACCUAACUAAACCUAAACUAAACCUAAUCUAAUCUAAACCUAACCUAAACCUCAUUCUACUCUACAUUCUAUUUUCUUUAUUCAAUAUAUUUGUAUUUUAAAUGUGCAUUUUAUAAAAAUGUUUCCUUCAUAUAAAUAUUUUAUAAAAACUCUGUGCUCUUCUAUAGUUUGUAAUUUGUUGUCCUAUGCUUCUUUCAUGUUUCUUCUUUCUAUUCUCCUCAAUAUAGAAGAAAAAAGCUUCUUUUGAUUAAUAAGACGUUGUUAUUAUAUCUCAUGAGAUUCCCUUGGACAAGUAAAUUUGAAGAACAACCUAACCUAAAACUAAAUCUAACUUAAUCUAAACCUAACCUAAACCUCAUUCUACUCUACAUUCUGUUUUCUUUAUUCAGUUUUCUUUGUUCAUUUAUAUUAAAUAUAUAAAUAUUUUAUAAAAGCUCUGUGCUCUUCUAUAGUCUGUAAUUUGUUGUCCUAUGCUUCUUUCAUGUUUCUUCUUUCUAUUCUCCUCAAUAUAGAAGAAAAAAGCUUCUUUUGAUUAAUAAGACGUUGUUAUUAUAUCUCAUGAGAUUCCCUUGGACAAGUAAAUUUGAAGAACAACCUAACCUAAAACUAAAUCUAACUUAAUCUAAACCUAACCUAAACCUCAUUCUACUCUACAUUCUGUUUUCUUUAUUCAGUUUUCUUUGUUCAUUUAUAUUAAAUAUAUAAAUAUUUUAUAAAAGCUCUGUGCUCUUCUAUAGUCUGUAA